AUGAAUGAUCUAGUGAUGACCAAAGCAGACAAAACUAGGCAUUUAGUUGUCAUGAAGAGGCAUACGUUUGACAAGGAAUUACAUGCUUACAUCAAGAAGACCGAAUGUGAAAUUGUUGACGACAAAAUAAUUGGGUCUUUGGACAGAAGGGUCAAGAAGUUAGAACGCUCAAGUCUCGCUGCCGUUUUGCCUUUUCUGAAGAAAUGCCACAAUCCAAGUUCAGGAGCUCCAAGAUUGUUUGCGUUUGCUAAGAUGCACAAAACCGGAAAUGAAUUAAGACCAGUGGUAGAGAAGUGUAGGGGGCCCACCUUUAUCUUAGAAAAAAGGCUACAUGAAUAUUUAUCCUCACAGCUAGAUGAUGAUAGACUGGUGGCAAAAGAUCCUCUUGUCGUAGUGAAGGAAGUGCAAAAUAUUUCUUUAAUGGAAGACGAAGUAGCGACCGUUUUAGAUUAUGAAAGCAUGUAUCCUUCAGUAAUGAUUGAAUCGUGUGUGGAGGCAUUAUUGAAUUUCAUGUACAACAACAACCCUCAGUUGCUUAGUUACACCCAAGACCUAGAGGAACUAGCUAGCCUGGUAUGCCAUCAAUCUUGUUUUACUUUUUGUGGUCGAAUAUACAGGCAGAAAAGAGGGGUUCCGAUGGGAAGUCCCCUCUCUGGAAUUCUUUGCGAGUUAGUAGUUAGAAGAUUAGAAAGAGGAGUUGUACGAAAUUUUAAGGAAGAUGUCAUACAUUUCGUCAGAUAUGUGGAUGACAUUUUUAUAUUAUGGAAAAAUAAUAGCAGAAUACAUGAAUUUUUGAAUAGAAUCAAUAAUAACAAAGAUGGUCUUAGAUUAAAAUUAGAGCAAAAAAGUUCCUUGAAUGUGCACUUCUUGGACAUUAAUAUCAAGUUCAUGGGAGAUCAUUUGUCCACCAGCGUAUAUAUUAAACCUACUCACACUCCGCUAUAUAUACCAGCACAGUCCAUGGAUCCAUAUCGAUAUAAAAUGGCCGCAUUUCAAACUUUGAUUAGAAGAGCUUAUUUGUAUUGUGAUAGAAUCGGUGACAGGAAUAAAGAAAUUGAUAGUAUAUUGCAAGUAGCCCAGACUCUAGGUUACAAGAAAAGGACCAUUGUAGGAUUACUCAAAAAAUAUGAAAGGAUCAAAGAGAGAAAAAGCUUAAAUACCGCUCCCAAUAGGCGCUUGAAGUUUAUAUAUAAUAAUAAUUUGAACAGUAUUAUGAAAGAAGUUGCUAAUAGGAAACAAGCAAGAAUAGUUUUAAAAAGAGCCCCAAAUUUAUAUAAGAUAUUGAGGAAUGAUAAUGAUAGAAUAAAAACAGAAGAAAAACCAGGUGUCUAUAAAGUUCCUUAUGAGAACAUCCAACUACUGUAG
Messenger RNA from Centruroides sculpturatus (bark scorpion), 1365 nucleotides. RefSeq lists its product as uncharacterized. The transcript has a single exon. The coding region runs from base 1 to 1365 and encodes 454 amino acids. Lineage: Eukaryota; Metazoa; Arthropoda; Arachnida; Scorpiones; Buthidae. The record is from RefSeq and is a predicted model, not a curated record.